AUGGAUAGCAAAGGGUACCUCAAAUCUUACGGUUGGGAAGAAGGUGAAGCUUUAAGACAUGGAGGACUGAAGAAGCCAAUUCUUGUGAAGCAUAAGAAAGACAAGAAAGGACUUGGAUGCGCUCCAGGCAAUGACGAUAGUGAAGCAUGGUGGGAACGUCUAUUUGAUGGUCAGCUACGAGGAUUGGAUGUCCAGACGGGUUCCAAUGGUAUAUCUUUCAAGCAAAGUGAGGUCAUCGCAUCGUCGGUUUCUAAGAGUGAGUCUCCUCUAUACAAAUGGUUUGUCAGAGGUGAGGUACUGAAGGGAACGAUAGAGAUCAAGCUACCGAAUGAAGACAAAUCGUCGGUGGUGAAAGUUACGGAACUAGCUGAAAAAGACACUAAGAAGAAGGAAAAGAAGGAAAAGAAGAAGGAAAAGAAGAAGGAAAAGAAGAAGGAAAAGAGUGACAAAAGUAAGAAAUCCUCGAAGCAUAAGUCGAAGGACAAAAAGCACAAAUCAAAGUACAAGGUUGAGAAAGAUAGAUCCCAUCACAAGAGUGAUAAAAAGCAUAAGAAGAAGAGUAAGAAGAAGGAAGAUUAA
Molecule: messenger RNA, 579 nt
Organism: Kluyveromyces marxianus DMKU3-1042
Lineage: Eukaryota; Fungi; Ascomycota; Saccharomycetes; Saccharomycetales; Saccharomycetaceae
Gene: TMA23
Product: Tma23p
Exons: 1
Coding region: 1-579 (192 amino acids)
Source: RefSeq, a predicted model, not a curated record